AUGGCCCGCAGCAAGGAUCUCGUCCCCGGCGUCGGCCGUCUCUCCCGCUCCGCCGUCUUCGCCCGCCGCGGCCUCUUCAAGGGCCAGAAAAAAUCCGUCAAGCCCGCCGUGGCUGAGACCCCCGCGACGAAGGAGGUGACCGUCGGCGGCGAGAAGAACGGUUCGAAGCGCAUCGUCCCCACCAAGAAGGCGCCCCGCUUCUACCCCGCGGAGGACGUCCGCCAACCCAAGAAGAGCCGCAAGUCCCCCAAGCCCACCAAGCUCCGUUCCUCCAUCACCCCCGGCACUGUCCUCAUCCUCCUCGCCGGCCGCUUCCGUGGAAAACGCGUCGUUUUCCUCAGUCAGCUCGCGAGCGGGCUUCUCCUUGUCACUGGCCCCUACAAGGUCAACGGUGUCCCCCUCCGGAGGGUGAACCAGGCAUACGUUAUUGCCACCACCACCAAGGUCAACCUCGGUGAUUUCAAGGUCGACGAGAAAAUCAACGACGCGUACUUCGCGAAGUCUGCAUCCAAGGGCCCCAAGUCUGCGGAGGAGGAGUUCUUCGCAGACGGCAUGCCCAAGGAGAAGGCUGCCUUCCCCGAGUCGAAAGCGGCGGACCAGAAGACCGUUGACGCGGCCGUCAUCGCUGCCGUGAAGAAGACGGAGAACCUUGCGAAGUACAUGAAGGCGACGUUCGGUCUCUCGAAGGGCAGUUCCCACACCAGAUGA
Epithele typhae is the source of this 708-nucleotide messenger RNA. RefSeq names its product 60S ribosomal protein L6. NCBI's taxonomy places the organism in Eukaryota, Fungi, Basidiomycota, Agaricomycetes, Polyporales, Epitheliaceae. Gene Ontology annotation, biological process: cytoplasmic translation; ribosomal large subunit assembly. Gene Ontology annotation, molecular function: RNA binding; structural constituent of ribosome. The transcript has 2 exons. The coding region runs from base 1 to 708 and encodes 235 amino acids. The record is from RefSeq and is a predicted model, not a curated record. Gene Ontology annotation, cellular component: cytosolic large ribosomal subunit; ribosome.